AUGGAUUCAACUUUGGCCGCUGCUUACAGCGCCGACGAUACAAAGCCUAAUGCUUUACAAAGAUUAAGAAUCUUUUUCAUUUGGCUACUACACAAGUUUACGACUAAAGAGGGUCUGCUAGGAGAUUACAAUUACAAAUACCUUUUCACACCUUCGUACCCAUUCCGGGACUGGAUCACUAGGAAGAGAGGUUUACAAGUUGUGAGUGUUGAUCAACCAUUCUUCUCUCUGAAUGAGGAUGUUCCAGUGGCAUUGGGUCUUCUACUUGGUUUACAACAUGCUUUAUCGAUGUUGGCAGGUGUCAUUACACCUCCAAUGAUCAUUGGUAGUGUUGCGAAAUUACCAACCCAAUUAACUCAGUACCUUGUUUCUGCUUCAUUGAUCAGUUCUGGUAUACUAUCUGCUGUGCAGAUUACUCGAUUCCGUAUUCCUUUCACUUCAUACCAUAUUGGUUCAGGAUUGCUAUCGGUGGUUGGAACUUCCUUUGCUGUACUUGGCAUUGUCGAGAAAGCACUUCCUGUGAUGUACAAGACUGGUUUUUGUCCAAGUUCGAGUGAUGGUACUGCAUUAGCCUGCCCCGAUGGGUAUGGAGCCAUCCUGGGAACUGCCGCUUGUUGUGCCCUACUAGAAAUUGCUUUGUCCUUUACACCUCCUAGGAUCUUACAAAGAGUUUUCCCAAAGAUCGUUACUGGUCCCGUGGUGUUGUGUAUUGCUGUUCCAUUAAUUCAAAGUGGAUUCAACGACUGGAUUGGUGGUAGUGGUUGUGUUGGUAAAAUAUGUCCAUAUGCCGGUGGCCCGCAGGCGGCUCCCUGGGGUUCUGCCAAAUUCAUUGGAUUGGGUUUCCUAGUUUUCUUUACGAUCAUCAUGUGUGAAAAAUACGGUCCUCCAAUUAUGAAGUCCUGCGCGGUGAUUGUUGGGUUGAUUGUGGGCUGUAUCGUUGCAGCCGCUGUCGGAUAUUUUGAUCGUAGUUCGAUUGAUGCUGCUCCAGCGGCAACUUUCCUGUGGGUUCACACUUUCAAGUUGCGUGUCUAUGGUCCCGCUGUCUUACCGACCUUAGUGAUGUUUAUCGUGCUGGCGCAGGAAGCGAUCGGUGAUAUCACUGCUACCAGCGACGUCUCUAGGUUAGACGUGGAAGGUCCUGUUUACGAAUCGCGUAUUCAAGGUGGUAUCUUAUCCGAUGGUCUUGGCGGUAUCUUCUCUGCACUCUUCACUGUUACUCCCAUGUCAACUUUUGCACAAAAUAACGGUGUCAUCUCCUUAACCAAAUGUGCUAGUAGACAGGUCGGUUACUGGUGUUGUUUCUUUAUGAUCAUCAUGGGUAUUUUCUCUAAAUUUGGUGCUGCACUGGUGGCAAUUCCAAAGCCUGUACUUGGAGGUAUGACAACUUUCCUCUUCACCACUGUCACUGUAGCAGGUUUGAAAAUCAUCUCUUCGAUCCCAUUCACAAGAAGAGAUAGGUUUGUCCUCACUGGUGCUUUGUUGCCUGGGUUCGGCGCUAUCCUAGUGCCAACCUGGUUCGAUAACGUAUUCACUUACUCUGGUGACAACCAUGCGUUGCAAGGUUUUUACGAUGCUAUUGUGCUAGUUAUGGAGUCUAGUUUCACCGUUUGCGGUCUCAUGGGUAUCAUCUUGAAUCUGAUUAUUCCUCAGGAACUAGACGAAGAGCUAAUCGAUGACAUCGAGCUUCAACAAGAGAACCUCAGUGUGCUAGAUGGCCAGACAUCCCCUAUGAUUAGCACCGUGCUUUCAAACAAAGCUAAAGAAGCUCAAAGUCAUGGUCCCAAUGACCUGAUUAUCUCCCAAGAUGUUCACGAGCUAAAAGAUGUCACUCACUAUAACGUUUCCCCCUCAAGAUCCUCUAAAUCUUAA
Messenger RNA from Torulaspora delbrueckii, 1869 nucleotides. RefSeq names its product nucleobase:cation symporter-2 family protein. Gene Ontology annotation, molecular function: xanthine transmembrane transporter activity. The transcript has a single exon. The coding region runs from base 1 to 1869 and encodes 622 amino acids. Gene Ontology annotation, cellular component: membrane; fungal-type vacuole. Gene Ontology annotation, biological process: transmembrane transport; xanthine transport. The record is from RefSeq and is a predicted model, not a curated record. NCBI's taxonomy places the organism in Eukaryota, Fungi, Ascomycota, Saccharomycetes, Saccharomycetales, Saccharomycetaceae.